This is a messenger RNA of Nomia melanderi (Alkali bee), 2246 nucleotides long. RefSeq names its product THO complex 1-like protein Hpr1 (gene Hpr1). Gene Ontology annotation, biological process: mRNA export from nucleus; signal transduction. Gene Ontology annotation, molecular function: protein binding. Gene Ontology annotation, cellular component: THO complex part of transcription export complex. NCBI's taxonomy places the organism in Eukaryota, Metazoa, Arthropoda, Insecta, Hymenoptera, Halictidae. The record is from RefSeq and is a predicted model, not a curated record.
CACGAUCUUGGACAGUUUCUAGAGUAGAAGUGGUAGGGGAACGCCAAUCGACAGUCACUAGCUUGAGGGGAGGGGGUUCGACACCUCUGCCUCACUUCAUUUAAUUUGAAAUAGUGAAAACAUUGUUGAUAGUUUACGUUAUACGAUGAUUGAUACAUAAUAUGUAAAGAAAAAUAGUCCUUUUUUUACGAUAAAUGUGUAUACCUAGUUUUAUACCAUGGCUAUGUUCGAAGCAUUAAGAAAAGAAUAUAGUGAUUAUUUACAACAAUGUUUCAAAGUGCCAGACGUACAAACAUUUCAGAAGAAGUGUACAGAAUUGUGUACAAAUGACAGUGACAGAAAAGCUGCAGUUGAUCAAGCACUAAGGGACAGUCUUCUUAUAAUUUUAUCUAAUAAUGUGCCAAGUAAUGUUCAACUACUUGAAACGUAUAUUACAUUCUGUAUCGAAUUAUGUAGAAAAGACUUAGCAACUGCAAGUAUGCCAGUAAUGUUACUUGGUGAUAUAUUUGAUUCUAUGACACUUGAUAGAUGUGAACAACUUUUUACUUUUGUUGAAAACAAUGUUGUUGUGUGGAAAGAAGAUUUAUUUUUUAGUGCUUGCAAAAAUAAUUUAUUGCGUAUGUGCAAUGAUCUACUCAGGAGAUUAUCACGGUCACAGCAGACUGUUUUUUGUGGAAGAAUUCUUUUAUUUCUUGCUAAGUUUUUUCCAUUUUCUGAACGAUCUGGCCUUAAUAUUGUCAGUGAAUUUAAUUUGGAUAACCAUACAGAAUUUGGUUCUGAAAAAUCUGAAAGAGAUGAUUUGGAACAAAUAAAUAAAGUUGAUGAUAAAUCUGAGAUUAAAGUACCAAUUGAUUAUAACUUGUAUAGAAAAUUCUGGGCUUUACAAGAUUUCUUUAGGAAUCCGAAUCAGUGUUAUCAGAAAAUGCAUUGGAAAGUAUUUUCAGCGCAUGCUUCAAGUGUUCUGUCAGCAUUUUCAUCUUUCAAAUUAGAAGAACAACGCAAUUAUCCUACGACAUCUGUUAAAGUAGAUUCUUCAAUGGAAGGACCUCAUAAAGAAACUCCAUAUUUUGCAAAAUAUCUGACAAAUCAAAAAUUAUUGGAAUUACAGCUGUCCGAUUCAAAUUUCAGACGAUAUGUAUUGCUGCAAUUUCUCAUUCUUUUCCAAUAUCUUAAUAGCACUGUGAAAUUUAAAGCCUUCCUUGCCAGUGGCUAUGAGACAAGUGAAACUCAUGAACUGAAGCCUGACCAAGUAGAUUGGGUAAAAGGUACCACGGAACAAGUUUAUGCCUUACUGACAGAAACACCACCCGAUGGCCCGACAUUUGCUGAAACUGUUAAAAAUAUAUUAAAACGUGAAGAACAUUGGAAUGCAUGGAAAAAUGAGGGUUGCCCACCAUUUAAAAAACCAGCUUCAGAUUCUAAUUCUGAUAUAGAGGAAUUGAGAAAACCAAAGAGACCAAAACGUAGAAUUGGAGAUGUUAUCAGAGAUGCUCAAGCAGUAGGAAAAUAUCAUAUGGGGAAUCCAGAACUCACAAAAUUAUGGAACUUGUGUCCUAAUAAUCUUGAAGCAUGUAAAUCAAAAGACAGAGACUUCUUACCAUCUUUAGAAACAUACUUUGAAGAAGCUAUUAUGCAAUUAGAUCCUAAUGCAAUGGUUGAAGACGAGUAUAAAAAAGUAAAUGAUGGAAACUUUGGAUGGAGAGCAUUGAGAUUACUAGCUAGACGUAGUCCCCAUUUUUUUGUUCAUGGUAAUUAUCCUAUCAAUAAGCUACCUGAAUAUCUCGAAACAAUGAUUAAAAAAAUUGCCAAAGAUCGCCCACAAACGCAAUCUGACAUGAAAUUGGAAACCGAAGAAACCCCACCACCAGAAGCCAAUGAUCAAGAGUUCAAUGAAGAUGUGUUACAAAAAGAAAGUGAACAAGUCGAAUCAGAGAAUACAGACACAAAAGGACGGAAAUUAACAAAGAUUACACCUGAAAUGGUGGCAAAAUUAUCGGAUGUAUUAAAGAACGAUUGGAAGAAAUUAGCAACCAAACUUGGUUAUACAAAUGAAGAGAUUAUAUUUUUCCAAAGUAAGUCAACACCAUACGAACAGUGUAAAAAUAUGUUAGAAAUUUGGGCAGAAGAAGAUGUAGAUGCAUCCAUGGAAAAUUUGGCAUACAUCCUGGAAGGUUUAAAGUUCACGGAGGCACUAGGUGUUUUAAAAUCUUAAAUAUUUUCUAAAAAAAAUAUUAAUAUGAAAAUGG